Durio zibethinus is the source of this 1043-nucleotide messenger RNA. RefSeq lists its product as uncharacterized. NCBI's taxonomy places the organism in Eukaryota, Viridiplantae, Streptophyta, Magnoliopsida, Malvales, Malvaceae. The record is from RefSeq and is a predicted model, not a curated record.
CCCGCCCGCGCCCGAUGGCGUCCGAAAUUCGUCAGAAUCGAAAGAAAGAAGAUCUGUCAAACACUGCUUUCCUGGAAAAACUAACCCUGCCCUUUGGGUUUCCUAAAUCAUCAACUUCCUCCAACUUUCCUGCUGUGUCCUUUUAUGUUGAAAAGGACAGCGUUGUUAACUAUAUAUAUUAUGCAUUGAGAUUUAUACAGACCAUAUUUGAUCGGAUUCUUCUUCUUCUUUUCUCAAUUGCAGCUGUCAUUUGCAAUGGCGUUCAUUGUCAGCUUAAAUAAAUAUUGCUAUAAGAACAAAAGAGAGAGAGGAGCGUGCAGGAUCAAGUCCCCGAAAUUAACUGUGCAAAGGCUGGGCCAACCGUCCAAAACAAAGACUCGGAGGAGAAGCGCCUUGAAGGAAAAAAUGGUGGCCAAAUUAUUGGAAUUGAAAAUGGAGAUGAAGGAAAUAAGUGAGGAACAGAGUAGCAUCAAGGAGGGGCAAAGACAGGUUAAAGAAACAUUUGAAGCCAUUGAAUCUGAAUGCAAAAAUCUCCGCAAGGAAACAAUGAUCAUUAUGCAGCAGAGUGCCUACACCAGACUUCGACUUGCCUUUAUGUUUCAAAUCCUGAAAGCUCGGGAGAACGAAGAUUUUGCCAAAGCCGCUGAGCUCACUAAUGCUCUCCGCAAACUGAUAGCAAAGCAAAACCAGAAUGACCAUUCUCUGGAGCCAACUGCUGAGGCAGGUGACGAACAAAUGGCAAAAUAAACACUAGAGCUGUCCAAAUAAAGCUGUGUUGUUGCAGCAGUCAAUGUUUGGUCUCACCGUUUUAAUCCGUUGAUCCUUAUAGUUCAAGAUUGGAGUUCUUCUCUCCCUUAAGACUUCCUUAUAUGUAACAUGAAAAAUAAAUAAGUUUUUCACGUUGUUUUUACUUCUGUCUUGUUGAUUUUCUUUAAACUAAGAGGUCUUUGUUUCUAGUUUUAUGUUUGAAAAAAACCUUGGUAGACCAUAGGUAUUGUAACAAAUAAGUUUAUCAUAUGUAUAAUGGGACGAUAGCAUGGUUA